This is a messenger RNA of Planococcus citri (citrus mealybug), 1424 nucleotides long. RefSeq names its product protein spaetzle 3-like. Gene Ontology annotation, cellular component: extracellular region. The transcript is spliced from 5 exons. Lineage: Eukaryota; Metazoa; Arthropoda; Insecta; Hemiptera; Pseudococcidae. Bases 257 to 1306 code for a protein of 349 amino acids. Gene Ontology annotation, biological process: central nervous system formation; innate immune response. Gene Ontology annotation, molecular function: growth factor activity; Toll binding. The record is from RefSeq and is a predicted model, not a curated record.
GAGUACCAUCAGAAGGUGAAGUCAAGUCUUAAAGAACCAGUAUCGCAGUAAAAACGAACCAGUUCGUUUAGUAGGUUAACGUAUUCGCAGAGAUAAAUUUUUAAAAUAAUUUUUCUAAUAUACGUCGGUAUGGGUUGAUAUUUUAUAACGCGGUUUUCGCCUUUUUUUUCUAAAAAAAAAGUUAUCAGUAACGUAAAUUGUUCCUAUAUGUGAUGCGUUUUUUCGCCCUAGUUUUAAAUUUUUUUUCCUAUUUGUAAUGUCUGUGCAGAAUUUUAGUUUACCUUAUUCGUCAGCUGGUUAUUUCGGUGUUCCUGAAACCGCGUCUCCUUCGCCAGUUUAUUAUACCAAUGCGCAACAAAAUGUACCGCCAAAAUUGUUCGGUUUUGAGGAUCGGCAGACGUCGCAGCAAUCUGUUCGAAAGCCGUAUCAGUCAUAUCAGCCGACAUAUACGAGGGUUACCGGCGGGACAGAUCCUCGAAAUGGCAAAACAUCAGUUCACGUCGUCGUCGAUUACGACGAUGAUUUUAACGAUGAUCGACUGCCAACGGUGACGCCGAUUCAAGGGCCGAUUUUUUUAAAGAACGGUAGUGUUCCUGUCGUACCACUGUAUAGUUAUCCAAAAGUCAAUAAUGGCAGUCUUGUACAGAUACCGAUAAUGUGGGCAGCAUUAUCAUUAGCUUUAGGAUACGAAAUUCGUGGAGACAUAAUUCGAGGAGCUCCAUGUAUCAAACGUUACCAUCAAUUAUUUUGUCCAACAGCUGGUAACAGUUACCCAAUAGAACGAAUAGAAAAAUUUAUUGACGAUAAUAAAGCAUUAAUGCGAAGAAUGUACGGAGAAUUUGAAACCAGUAAUGUCGAUUAUGGACCUCAAUUUAAUGAUCCGCAAAGAAACAAACGUACUCGCAAUUACCCACCGCAGCCUCCAUCAGCGACAUAUGGCGGCGAAUCGUAUUUCAGUAGAAUAUUAAAUAAACGUCAAACUUUACCAAAAACUCCGCAAAGUGAAAGCGGCAGAUUGGAUUCCUGUGAAUCAAAAUUAGAAGUAGUUACACCUUACUGGGCUUCCAAUAGUGCUGGUAAAGUAAGAGCUAUUGUAAAUACACAGCAUUUUGAACAAGCAAUACAUCAAGAAGUAUGCUCGAAGAGUGAAACUCCAAGGUGUUCAAACGACUGCCGUUGCGAACAGAAGUACAAAUGGCAUCGUCUAUUGUCAUAUGAUCCAGACAAUGACUGCAAAGGUAUCUUCAUGGAUUGGUUUUUAUUUCCUUCUUGUUGUGUAUGUAGAUGCUCGCCAUUGCCUAAUUAAUACAUAUGUUAGUCUUCUUUCAUAAAUGCUGUAGUUACUUUGAUUAUAAAUUAUUUAGCCUUUUGUAUAAUUGUGUCAUGAUCAGGAUUGUGUAGUAAAUACAUACAUUCAUAAUAUC